Molecule: messenger RNA, 25922 nt
Organism: Coregonus sp. 'balchen'
Lineage: Eukaryota; Metazoa; Chordata; Actinopteri; Salmoniformes; Salmonidae
Source: the annotation of a GenBank genome assembly
AUGGACAGAAUGGAUACCUAUAAACAACUUAUUUUUGGGGCAAAGCCGAAAUGGACAGCGAUUCUGACAGCCACAGCAUGCGGUGCAAGUGCCUUGGUCCUUUUGCUGAAAUGGUUCGAACACCACCAGUCGUGGAAGAAAAUUCAGAGGGCAAAAGUGCGAAGAGAAAAGUCGCUGCAACGAGCUGAGCAUGCUGUCUGUCAGUUCAAAGAAUCGGUAAGUUUGACUUUAGUUUAGCGAAAACUUGCUCUCGAGAACCCAAGGGGGCAUUCUCCCUCUAUGUAUAGACUAAGCGAAAGCUAGCUAACAACCUCAAUGAAUGAACAUUCAACACUGCUGAUUAAGUUAGUCAGUCAGUUAGGCAGUCAGCCACCCCAGUACUAUAUAAUAACUGAUCUAUUUAAUGUCUAACUCACUCCAAGUUAAUGUUCGAAACAGUUUUCACUUAGCCAUAAAUGCAUAAAGUGAAAAGAGGCAUAGGGGGUAUUCAGAGGACCCCUACACGACUACCCCACUGACUGAGAUAGCAUGACAUUUUGUUUUGUUUUUCAGAAAGGGUAGUUUGAUAGAUAUCUGGUGGUAUAGGCCUACCCAAUGUUAAUACUUCUUUGAUUCCCAUGUCAGCACCCUGAAACGGACACCUCUCUCAUCCUCUCUCUGACCCUGGCUGAGCUGUCCAAACAGCUGAAGGAUGGAACACUAACUCCACAAGCUGUGUUCCACUCAUACAUGGAAAAGGUAAUGCACAAACGAAUCAACAUCCCCAGUAAAUCAGUUAUAGCGCAUACCAGCUAUUUCUAAUGUACAUUUUGUGGACUGCAUAUUUUUUUUAAAUAGUUGAGCGUUUUGUUUUCACUGCAAGCAUGGGUGACCUAGUCUUGUGCCCUAAAUCAGUGAUCUUUGACCGGUCAUAUCCUACUCCUGCAAUGUUUUCUGCAAACCAUUAACCGUCUAACAAUGUUUACGUAUUUAAAUGGAAUGUCACAGCCGACAGCCUUGAGAAGGCCUUUACACUGAGUGUACAAAACAUUAGGAACACCUUCCAAAUGUUGAGUUGCACCCCCUUUUGCCCUCAGAACAGCCUCAAUUUGUCGGGGCAUGGACUCUACAAGGUGUCGAAAGCGUUCCAUAGGGAUGCUGGCCCAUGUUGAUGCCAAUGCUUCCCACAGUUGUGUGAAGUUGACUGGAUGUCCUUUGUGUGGUGGACCUUUCUUGAUACACUCGGGAAACUGUUGAGCGUUAAAGCCCCAGCAGCGUUGCAGUUCUUGACACAAGCCUGGCACCUACUACCAUACCCCAUUCAAACGCACUUAAAUAUUUUGUCUGGCCCAUUCACCCUCUGAAUGGCACACAUACAAAAUCCAUGUCUGAAUUGUCUCGAGGCUUAAAAAAUAAUUUGUUAACCUGUCUCCUCCCCUUCAUCUAAACUGAUUGAAGUGGAUUUAACAAGUGACAUCACUAAGGGAUCAUAGCUUUCACCUGGUCAGACUGUCAUGGAAAGAGCAGGUGUUCAUAAUGUUUUGUACACUCAGUGUAUGAUGACAUGCCUGGAUAAUUUUUGCAGUGUUUACAAAACAAAUGCAGCUGUAUUGUAUAAAAUAAUGCAUUUUGUUGUAUUGAAGGCCUAUCACCUAUUAGGCAACAUUUCUUGUGGGGUGUGGUAAUCAAUCUAGCAUGGUCCCAGAUCUGUUUUGGCAUCUGUUUGUGCUCUUGUUACAAUGACCAUACGAGUUGACAAGACAACACAAACAGAUCUGGGACCAUGCUACUAGGCCUAUCAAUCUACUAAAGCAGUCCCAUUGAUUUCUCCCGUGCUGUUUCCCAACAGACCUUGGAGGUCAAUAGGAGACUGAACUGUUGCACUGAGGUCCUGCUGGAAAGUUGGGAUCAGCUGGAGGAUAUUGACUCUUGCAAAGAUGGUCUCCUUUAUGGGGUCCCUGUCAGCAUCAAGGAAAAUAUGGGAUACAAGGUAGUGUUGAUUAGGUGCCGUUUCAGUGUCUUUCAUUGCCCUUUUCCCCUGUACCUAGUCCUGGACUAAAACACUUUAAAUGGAGAUUCUCCAUUGAACAUUCUUUUUAGUCUAGGACUAGGCUUAAUCUGUGUCCAGGAAGCUGCUCCAUAGUAGGCCUGUCUGUAACAUCUCUGUUUGUGCACUUUUAGUUGACUCUCUCGUGACAUAAGCCCAACCGGUAACAUGGUUCUGGGAUCAGAGAUUGUGCUUCUAUACUGAACAAAAUAAAUAGAAACGCAACAUGUAAAGUGUUGGUCCCAUGUUUCAUGAGCUGAAAUAAAAGAUUGCAUAAAUUUUCCAUACAAAUUCUGUGCACAAAUUUGUUAACAUCACUGUUAGUGAGCAUUUCUCUUAUGCCAAGAUAAUCCAUCCACCUGACAGGUGUGGCCUAUCAAGAAGCUGAUUAAACAGCAUGAUCAUUACACAGGUGCACCUUGUGCUGGGGACAAUAAAAGGCCACUCUAAAAUGUGCAGUUGUCACACAACACAAUGCGACAGAUGUCUCAAGUUUUGAGGGAGCAUGCAAUUGGCAUGCUGACUGCAGGAAUGUCCACCAGAGUUGUUGUCAGAGAAUUUAAUGUUAAUUUCUCUACCAUAAGCCGCCUCCAACGUCGUUUUAGGGAAUUUGGCAGUAUGUCCAACCGGCCUCACAACCGCAGACCACGUGUAACCACGCCAGCCCAGGACCUCCACUUCCGGCUUCUUCACCUGCUGGAUCAUCUGAGACCAGCCACCCGGAAAGCUGAAACCUUUUGUGGGGAAAAACUCAUUCUGAUUGGCUGGGCCUGGCUCCCCAGUGGGUGGGCCCAGCCAUGGGUGGGCCCACCCCCACCCACCCAUGGCUACGCCCCUUCCCAGUCAUGUGAAAUCAAUAGAUUAGGGCCUAAUUCAUUUUAUUUCAAUUGACUGAUUUCCUUAUAUGAACUAACUCAGUAAAAUCAUUGAAAUUGUUUUAUGUUGUGUUUAUAUUUUUGUUCAGUAUAGUUGAAUCUCUCGUGACAUAAGCCCUACAUGGUUCUGGGUUCAGAGAUGUGCAUGUCUACUGAAAUAGUAUUUUUUUACAUGAAUGAUUUCCAUGUUGUAGUUUUUCCUCCUGUUUUUGUGUUUAGGGUCAUGACUCUACGUGUGGCGUGAUCUGUAAGUUGGAGCUGCCUGCCACAGGGGACAGUGUGGUGGUUGAAGUGCUGAAGAGACAAGGCGCCAUUCCCUUCGUCAAGACCAAUGUGCCCCAAGGCCUGCAAAAGUAAAUAGUUGUUAUAGACUUGUGAAUGCAACAAAUGAGAUUCAGAAUGUUAUUUGCAUACCAAACAAUGUCAACUGGUGAAUGAUCGCCACAUACACUGGAGCUACAUUGACACACUGUAGUAGGUGGGAUAACGAUUGCUUUGACGUGCCAGUUGCACCACAGUAAGUCAUGUAAUUUAGUGCAAGAGCUAUGACUUGAGUAAUGUGAUUGAGGAAUGUCUGGACGUGGUAAUCGUCGAAGCCCUAAGACCAGGCUAGUCCGCAUCCAUGUCUCAUGUUGUUAGCAAGCAGUCCUUUAAACAUGUCCUAAAAAUCUGUUUAUUGUCCCCGUUUCCAGCUAUGACUGUGGUAACCCCAUCUAUGGGCGGACUCUGAACCCCCACAGCCCCCAGAAAACGCCAGGGGGCUCGUCGGGCGGGGAAGGGGCGCUGAUUGGAGGAGGGGGCUCGGUUCUGGGCAUAGGGUCCGACAUCGGGGGCAGCAUCCGCAUCCCAUCAUCCUUCUGUGGGAUCUGUGGCUUCAAGCCCACAUCCAACAGGCUGAGGUGGGUGGGUGUGUUAUUGGGUCUGUCUGUUACUCUUAGUGUGUCUGUCAGUGUUCGUUAGUGUUUCUGUCAAUGUAUCUGUUAGUGAAUCUGUGUGUCUCAUGGUAACAUGGCCUAAUAUGUUAUCUAUAGCAAUGCUCAUAACCUUGAGCACAGUUCAAAGAAAGAGUACAUCACAAGACUCCCAGAUUACAUCACAAGAUGUUUAUUUCCCCUGUAAAACCAUACAUUCUGUGCUUAUGCUGAUGUGCAUGUCAAUGACCUGAUUUGGCUUAGUUAAAUAUUGACUGAUUUGUCUUUGUUUUAGUUAUUUUUUAUAUAUUUUUUUUUGGCGAGGCGCUACUUGAUUGUCUUGGUUAGAUAUUGACCUGAUUGUCUUGGUUAGAUAUUGACUGACUUUCCCAUUUACUUAUUUCUUUGUAUGUUUUUUUUUUAGUUUGCGAGGUGCUAGCUCCUGUACCCGGGGCCAAAAGUCAGGUAAGGCUCAAACAUAUAACUGUUAUCCCUGCUCAUGCAUAGUAAAUAAAUUGGUAACAUUUUACCUGACCCCUCUGUCAGUCCUUCAUAAGGUCUACAAAAAAAAAUAUUUUCAAAAGAAAAGUGAGCACUGCUUUGAUUCUGUGGAAAAUAUAGUAAUUCUUUCAAAAGGGUGCUUAUUGCAUUAUAUAAAGUAACUCUGGUAUUGUAGCGACAUGGUAACUAAUGAAAUUGUUAGUGUUUAGUGACUUGUUUGUGUUAUGCUUGUUCCAGUGCUGUCGUCCCUUGGGCCCAUGGCGAGAGACGUGGACAGCCUGGCUCUCUGUAUGCAGGCUCUGCUCUGUGACCACAUGUUCACCCUGGACCCCAUGGUACCACCCAUCCCAUUCAACCAACAGGUGGGUUCUCUGUCACAGGGAGGAGGGAGAAGUUGCCCACAGAUGCUGGUCUUGGGUCAGUCUAGUAUUUUCCCCACUAAUGGUUACGGUUAGGAUUGUGGGAGGGGAAGAUGAUCCUAGAUCCGUACAUAGUCUCAGGUUCCAGGGUGAAGUUUAUCUUAUCAUAGAAUACGUAUCAUUAGCUAGGUUUCCAUACAAUUGGCGACAGAUUUUCAUGCGAAUGUUGUAAAAUCUGUAUAAAAACAAUACGUGCAUUUUCCCACCAGAGAUUUGUUUCCAUCAAAUUGACUUGUUGUGGUCAAGGGCUGUGCGUGAUGACGUAGUGCAAAUGAAAAUACUUUUCACGGUUAAAUUCCCAUGUACUGAAUAAAAAAAAUACAAGUUAAAUGGGUUUCCAUCGCAUUUUCAACUCUACUGAUGGUUUUCUUACAAAUAAAUCUGCGUUAUAUAGCAAGUUUGCCCACUCUGGUAUUGGCAUGUGCAGGGGCGGAUUGGUCAUCUGGCAAUUCUGGCAAAUGCCAGAUGGGCUGGACAGUUUUCUUAGUUGGGUAGACUGAUCAAAAUUGACAAUCAAAAAUGUGACAUGGGCUUCAGGCCAUGGGGCUGUUAAGAUUUGUUUUAAAGAUGUUUGCGCAAUUUCUCUGUUGUACUAAGCUACAUUGUCGCCUCACUCAAAACGUCCUCUUUUUUUGGCCGGCUAAAACCAUAAUUUGGCCAAACAGUAAAGUGCAUUAUCCUCAUGACUCCUGUAAUGAAAGUGUCUGCCCUGCCCCUGUGCCCUCUCUGGAGUCUGCUGCUGUGAUGAACGAGCCACUCUCCUCUCCCCCAAUGCGCUCUGAUCGUGUAACAUUUCAAAAUGCAAUUGCGGGAAAAGCACAGCUUUGGAAGCUUUGUCCCUGUCGAAGAGAGGAGGGUGUCAGUUUUCUGUAGGUAAACUUUUGAUGUAGCUCUGAGAUGGAGCGGUGCGCGCACGAAAUGUGCACCGGCCAUUGGGAGGACAUUCAAUUUACUGUUGGAUGAAUACAUGGCUACUAGCAGUGGGUAUUAUAUUUACAGUUUGCGAUGUGGGCUGGUGUGGAUAAAAUGCCAGGGCCAAAUUCUUGUCCCAGUCCGCCCCUGGGCACGUGCACUCUAGCCAACAGCUAGCAGAUACACAGUGUUCAAAACAUUAAGAACACCUUCCUAAUAUUCAGUUGCACCCCACCCCCCCUUUGCCCUCAGAACAGCCUCAAUUCGUCGGGGCAUGGACUCUACAAGAUGUCAAGCGUUCCACAGGGAUGCUCGCCAUUUGUUGACUCCAAUACUUCCCACAGUUGUGUCAAGAUGGCUGGUUGUCUUUUGGGUGGUGGACCAUUCUUGAUACACACGGGAAACUGUUGAGCGUGAAAAACUCAGCAGCGUUGCAGUUCUUGACACAAACAGGUGCGCCUGGCAACUACUACCAUACCCUGUGAAUGGCACACAUACACAAUCUGUGUUUCAAGGUUUAAAUAUCCUUCUUAACCCUCUUCAUCUUCACAAGUGGUCACCAACCUUUUCUGAGUCAAGAUCACUUUGAGUCCAAAAGCAAGCCGAGAUCUACCACUCUGAUAAAGAAAAUACAAACAUGACUUCAAAAACAUAAGCCUAUGCAACAUUAACCAAUUAAAAACAGUUAUGUAGCAUUGAGGUUUGUGCUGUAGGCUAUAGGCCCAAUACAUUUUCACUGCAUAUUGGCUAUCCUUGAAUUGCCCUGCCAAUGUUGUUCUUCUCAGACCAUUUUUAAAUUAUAUUUCAACAUUUUACGUAUAUGAUCAAACUUGUAUAAUCUGUUGGAUUUCUUGUGUGGCAGAGCUGACUGAGCAUAAUAAUUAGCUUUUAUUUUUUUACUGGACUGAUGGCCAGUGUCUCAUAGUCAGUCUGAGGGGAGGGAGGGAGGGAGGGAGAGAGAGAGCAGUGGCUUCCUCUCACCCGAUUCACUGCCCUUCCGCUCUCCCUCCCUCCGCUGAGAAAAGGGGAAACAGUCUUCCUUCCAGCUGACAGGGGUGGCCUAUCAAGAAGCUCAAGUCGCACUGCGUUAUUUCUGUCUCAUGCACCAAUUUAUGUUACUCUUAUCACCAGAGAAAGAAAAAUACUAGACAAAAGCCGCUAAUAAUAACAACGCAAGCUUAUCGAAACACUUUGCUAUAGUCAUUCAUUGCAGCUGCAGUGCUGGUUGUAGUGUGAGUGGAAGUAGGGAGAACACACCUUUUAACGUCUUAUAAAAGUGUUGAAUAACAACCUAAACAUGAACUUAUAAAAACAGCAACUCUUUGCUCUAUUCAUUGAGUCUCUCUCUAGUCAUGGUUUUAAAAGUUUUAAAAUCUCACAGUAUCAACUUUUCUGUGCGCUCAAGGCUUCUUUUUACAGUCUGGCUCGAGGAAACUGUGCAGACACGGUGAACUGAGCAAUCUGAUUGGCCAGCGGUAGGCCGAUAGGUGCACUUGAUUUGCUCUCUGGGCCUGCAGCGUAAGCAGAGUUUUACCUUCAAACACAUGAAACAACACAUUGCCUUCCUGACGCUAGGGCUGCUGAAUCAAGUGCACCUAUAGCGAAUAGCGCUAAACUAUUUUUUAAAUAGGAAAUAUUUGGUGAUCGACUACGAAUGCCUUGGAAAUCGAUUAGUCGAUCGCAAUCGACCGGUUGGUGACCACUGAUCAAGUAAAAUAAAAAUGGUCACAUGCGCCGAAUACAACAAGUGUAGGUAGACCUUACGGUGAAAUGCUUACUUACAAGCCCUUAACCAACAAUGCAGUUCAAGAAAUAGAGUUAAGAAAAUAUUUACAAAAGAAACUAAAGUAAAAAAUUAAAUAAAAAGUAACACAAUAACGAGGCUAUAUGCAGGUGGUACCGGUCCCGAGUCAAUGUGUGGGGGUACAGGUUAGUCAAGGUAAUUUGUACAUGUAGGUAGGGGUAAAGUGACUAUGCAUAGAUAAUAAACAGCGAGUAGCAACAGUGUAAAAACAAAUGUAAAUAGUCUGGGUGGCCAAUUGAUUAAUUGUUCACCAGUAGAGCUCAUCACUGUAGGUACUCAGCUGGUAGAGCACGGCGCUUGUAACGCCAAGGUAGUGGGUUCGAUCCCCGGGACCACCCAUACACAAAAAUGUAUGCACGCAUGACUAAGUUGCUUUGGAUAAAAGCGUCUGCUAAAUGGCUUAUUAUUAUUAUUAUUAUUAUUAUUAUUAUUAUUAUUAUCACCAUGCACUUUCACCACCCUGUGAAGUUCAUCAUAAUGUAUUUCAUCUGUAGCCUAAUAAAGUGCAUGUUUUCCUGAUGAGUCGUAGUGGGAGGACCACACGUCAUCGCGUGACUCCAUAUUUAAUUCGAUAUGAUGGUUAUUCUAUAAAUAUUUGCACUCCAGCGCUUACACCGAUAUUUCUUGCAUCAUUAAUUUACGGACACAAAAAGAUCCCACCUUGUCUAGCGUAUUUUUCUUUGUCGACAUUUGGAAAGUCUACCGACAAAUUAUCCGUUUCCAUCGGGCCUGUCACAACAUUUUAUAUCCAAAAUAUACUUUACUUGUAUUCAAGAAGGUUGGAUGGAAACCUGGUUAUUGAAUAUAAUGGGAGAUCCAUAUUAUUAUUAUUAUUAUUAUUAUUAUUAUUAUACUGAACAAAACUAUAAACGCAACAUGCAACAAUUUAAAAUAUUUUACUGAUUUACAGUUCAUAUAAGGAAAUCAGGAAAUUUCAAUAAAUUUAUUAGGCCCUAAUCUAUGGAUUUCGCAUGACUGGGAAUACAGAUAUGCAUCUGUUGGUCAAAGAUACCUUUAAAAAAAAAGGUAGUGGCGUUUAUCAGAACCAGUCAGUAUUUGGUGUGACCACCAUUUUGCCUCAUGCAGCGCGACAUCUCCUUUGCGUAGAGUUGAUCAGGCUGUUGAUUGUGGCCUGUGGAAUGUUGUCCCACUUCUCUUCAAUGGCUGUUCGAAGUUGCUGGAUAUUGGUGGGAACUGGAACAAGCUGUCGUACAUGUCGAUCCAGAGCAUUUCAAUCAUGCUCAAUGAGGGACAUGUCUGGUGAGUAUGCAGGCCAUGGAAGAACUGAGACAUUUUCAGCUUCCAGGAAUUGUGUACGGAUCCUUGCGACAUGGGGCUGUGCAUUAUCAUGCUGAAACAUGAGGUGAUGGUGGUGGAUGAAUGGCACGAUGGCACGACAAUGGGCCUCAGGAUCUCAUCACGGUAUCUCUGUGCAUUCAAAUUGCCAUCGAUAAAAUGCAAUUGUGUUCGUUGUCCGUAGCUUAUGCCUGCCCAUACCAUAACCCUACCGCCACCAUGGAGCACUCUGUUCACAACGUUGACAUCAGCAAACCGCUCGCCCACACGACGCCAUACACGUGGUCUGCGGUUGUGAGGCUGGUUGGACAUACUGCCAAAUUUUUCAAAAUGAUGCUUAUGUUAGAGAAAGGAACAUUCAAUUAUCUGGCAACGGCUCUGGAGGACAUUCCUGCAGUCAGCAUACCAAUUGCACACUCCCUCAACUUGAGACAUCUGUGGUGUUGUGUGACUAGGGCUGUUGCGGUGACCGUAUUACCGCCACACCAGCGGUCACGAGUCAGGAAGGCAGUCAAAUUCCACAUGACCAUUUAGUCACAGUAAUUAGGCUUCUCCAAGCUCUGAUGCUGCUGAUGGUCAUUAGUAGCCUACCAAACUUGCUAACUGGUACUCAGCACUCUAUUGUCCCUCUAAUCACUCUGACAUCAAUGUAUUCGAAAAUCUAAUCAAACACUUCACGAGAGCCCAUGAGCUCAUGUUGCGCAACAUUUCAAUAGGCUAUGCAAUUGCGUGCGAAGUGAUGGCCUCUACUGAAAAGAGGAGGAUCAGCUUUCUAUAGGCUAGGCCUACUAUAUUUCUUUUUCAACUUUCCUAAUAUUAAGCACAUUGCUUAUAUUUACAACAGGAGUAUAGCCUACCUGGCUGGCAUGAAAAUAAACCACGGGGAAAAGCGUCCUCCAUUCGCUAUUUAAGUGCAUAGAUGACGUAUUUUUCCCGCUGCCCCGGUUUCAAUACAGGUGCAUGAUAAUUGUCCAUUAUAAAUCAAAACAAAUUUCACACAUAUACAGUGGGGAGAACAAGUAUUUGAUACACUGCCGAUUUUGCAGGUUUUCCUACUUACAAAGCAUGUAGAGGUCUGUAAUCUUUAUCAUAGGUACACUUCAACUGUGAGAGACGGAAUCUAAAACAAAAAUCCAGAAAAUCACAUUGUAUGAUUUUUAAGUAAUUAAUUUGCAUUUUAUUGCAUGACAUAAGUAUUUGAUACAUCAGAAAAGCAGAACUUAAUAUUUGGUACAGAAACCUUUGUUUGCAAUUACUGAGAUCAUACGUUUCCUGUAGGUCUUGACCAGGUUUGCACACACUGCAGCAGGGAUUUUGGCCCACUCCUCCAUACAGACCUUCUCCAGAUCCUUCAGGUUUCGGGGCUGUCGCUGGGCAAUAUGGACUUUCAGCUCCCUCCAAAGAUUUUCUAUUGGGUUCAGGUCUGGAGACUGGCUAGGCCACUCCAGGACCUUGAGAUGCUUCUUACGGAGCCACUCCUUAGUUGCCCUGGCUGUGUGUUUCGGGUCGUUGUCAUGCUGGAAGACCCAGCCACGACCCAUCUUCAAUGCUCUUACUGAGGGAAGGAGGUUGUUGGCCAAGAUCUCGCGAUACAUGGCCCCAUCCAUCCUCCCCUCAAUACGGUGCAGUCGUCCUGUCCCCUUUGCAGAAAAGCAUCCCCAAAGAAUGAUGUUUCCAUCUCCAUGCUUCACGGUUGGGAUGGUGUUCUUGGGGUUGUACUCAUCCUUCUUCUUCCUCCAAACACGACGAGUGGAGUUUAGACCAAAAAGCUAUAUUUUUGUCUCAUCAGACCACAUUACCUUCUCCCAUUCCUCCUCUGGAUCAUCCAGAUGGUCAUUGGCAAACUUCAGACGUGCCUGGACAUGCGCUGGCUUGAGCAGGGGGACCUUGCGUGCGCUGCAGGAUUUUAAUCCAUGACAGCGUAUUGUGUUACUAAUGGUUUUCUUUGAGACUGUGGUACCAGCUCUCUUCAGGUCAUUGACCAGGUCCUGCCGUGUAGUUCUGGGCUGAUCCCUCACCUUCCUCAUGAUCAUUGAUGCCCCACGAGGUGAGAUCUUGCAUGGAGCCCCAGACCGAGGGUGAUUGACCGUCAUCUUGAACUUCUUCCAUUUUCUAAUAAUUGCGCCAACAGUUGUUGCCUUCUCACCAAGCUGCUUGCCUAUUGUCCUUUAGCCCAUCCCAGCCUUGUGCAGGUCUACAAUUUUAUCCCUGAUGUCCUUACACAGCUCUCUGGUCUUGGCCAUUGUGGAGAGGUUGGAGUCUGUUUGAUUGAGUGUGUGGACAGGUGUCUUUUAUACAGGUAACGAGUUCAAACAGGUACAGUUAAUACAGGUAAUGAGUGGAGAACAGGAGGGCUUCUUAAAGAAAAACGAACAGGUCUGUGAGAGCCGCAAUUCUUACUGGUUGGUAGGUGAUCAAAUACUUAUGUCAUGCAAUAAAAUGGAAAUGAAUUACUUAAAAAUCAUACAAUGUGAUUUUGUUUUUUUGUUUUAGAUUCCGUCUCUCACAGUUGAAGUAUACCUAUGAUAAAAAUUACAGACCUCUACAUGCUUUGUAAGUAGGAAAACCUGCAAAAUCGGCAGUGUAUCAAAUACUUGUUCUCCCCACUGUAUGUUUUAAUAAGGUUUGUAUCACAACUAAAGUGGCCAAAUAACAUCUUAAAAUUAAGCACUUUAAUCCGCUUUACAAGGGGUGUAGAGCCUAACUGGCGUACAUAAGAAGCGCGUGAGUUUCAAGUCUGGGGAAGAUCAUUUUCAACAUAAAAAUGCACCUUUAUAAUGAAAGCAUUACAUGCAUAAUCGCAUUUGUGGUCACUUUUGAUCAUUGUGUUUUCCCGCAAAUGGAACAUUCGCACUUAAAGCCUACUGCCGUGUGCGCAUUGCUGCGCUUAUAAUGUGAAGAAAUAGCCUAAUAGUUUAUCAGUUUUAAGCUAAACGUUCUGAUCUGUUGCGUCAGCCUCAUUGCGUAAAAAGGUUGUAUUAAUUUGGGAUCUAUUUCAUCCCUGUCGUCGAAAUUCUAACCAGAAAGGAAGAGACUGUAGAUUCUUCAACCAACAACUUUUUAUUUUAAGAUUUGCAAAUCUGGUGCUGGUUAACAUUCCACUCAACAGUGCAGAGUUAAGAGCCCAUCAACAAGAGUUGGGUCUCAGCUUUCAUAACCUUUGUCUACUUGGCAGUUUAGCAGGUGUGUGAGAGCAUGGUGGGAACAGCGCACAAACAAGUGAUGACGCCAGUUUUGUUACUCCUUUCUGCUGAUAGAAUUGUCACUGUUGCUCAAGCUAGCCUCUGUUCUCCUCAUAUCUCCACACAGCUGUGCCCCUUGAAAGAUACGAAAAGAACAGGAUGGACCAAAAACUGUGGUCAGUCAGAGGCUCUUUGUCUUGUGACUAAGUUGAACAGAGGCAGUCGAAAAAUACCAGCUUCUUCUUACAAGACCUUCAAACAGACAGUGGACAUUUACAGGUUUAAGGCUCAUACAGCGCAUGUGCAUAAGAGAGUUUGUAAUUUUCCAACAUAUCCCAGACUAUGUUUGGAAUGUUUAUUUCUCGCACAGCAUAGAAUAGGUCAACUUUUUUACUAUGGGGGAUAGUAGAUUGACAUAGUCUAGUGCUUUUGCUGUUCGUUAGGCCUACUCAUCUUGUUGGCUGACGAAAAGUAAAUGUGGACAGUUCUUUCAAUAUGCACCUCGGAAUUGGAUAAGGACACGCGCAGUUGCGUCCCCGAUGUGUCUGUCUUCACUUGUACCCUGUGAGAAAGACCCGAUCACGUGAUUGAGAGCCGUGUGAGUGAGAUGAGGGGUGCUUCGGAGCGUGCAGCACUCAGGGAGAAGGGGUGCAAAAGGCAAGGAUUUUUUUAGGGUGCAUUAUGGCCGCACAAAGGGGAUGCCGCCGGGAAAUUCGAGUCAUUAUCAAUUGCUUCUCAGAUUGUGAAUGAGAGACUGACGAAUGCAACUAAAUCAUCAUUAGUUGCAUCAUGCAGCCUUACAAUUAAUUAAAAAUCAAAACAUAUAUUUGUAGAACAACUGAAGUUCCAUUAAUAACUCUAAAUUAAGCAUAUAUUAGAACCUAUUUCUUUGUUAACCGCUCAACACAGAAUAGCCGCAUAAUAAUAAAUAAUAAUGGAUUUAUUGUGAAGGUGUAGGCUAUAUUACAUGGAUUUAUUAGACUGUUUAAAAUGUAGAUGUUCCAAAGGUCGGCAUCAGUGGCUUGUAGGCUAUGUGUGGAAGCCAGGAGAUGCUAAAUGUGUUUAUGUUAAUUAACGGUCAAUUACCGUGAGACCGACAGCUAUUUGCUUGACAAUCACCGGCUGACGGAAUUUCGUGACCGCCACAGCGUGACAACUGCACAUUUUAGAGUGGCCUUUUAUUGUCCCUAGCACAAGGUUCACCUGUGUAAUGAUCAUGCUGUUUAAUCAGCUUCUUGAUAUGACACACCUGUCAGGUGGAUGGAUUAUCUUGGCAAUGGAGAAAUGCUCAUUACAGGGAUGUAAACUAAUUUGUGCACAACAUUUGAGAGGAAUAAGCUUUUUUGUGCUUAUGGAAAAUUUCUGGGAUCUUUUAUUUUAGCUUAUGAAACAUGGGACCAGCACUUUACAUGUUGCGUUUAUAUUUCUGUUCAGUAUAUAUUACUAUUAUAUUUUCUGAUGGAAAAUCUUUAUAUCCUUCCUCCGUUCUCCAGGUAUACCAGAGCUCCAAGCCCCUGAGGAUCGGUUACUAUGAGGACGAUGGCUACACUAUGCCCUCUCCAUGCAUGGGCCGAGCCCUGAGGGAGACCAAGGCGUUGUUGGAGAGAGCAGGGCACACGGUGAGUAACCCCCAGCCCAAAUCUGAUCUAUUUGUCAUAAUCCAGAUCAAAGAGCUUGGUUGAACACUUUUAUCAGACACAGUGUUGACUUGGACUGCUGAAUGACAUGAAUAUAAAAAUAUGCAUAAUUAGUUUAUAGUUCGAUCCAUGACUGUAUUGAUAUGUAAUUGCAAAUUGCAUUCCUUUCUCUCCCUCGAUGCCUCCUCAUCUCUCGCACUCUCCCUCCAUCACCCCCCCCCCCCCCCAUCUCACUCUUUCCACCCCCCCCAUCUCUCUCACUCACUAGUUGGUUUCCUUCAGUCCUCCCAGGCUGUUCUAUGCCAUGCAUGAGCUGGUUGUCAGGGGUAUCGUAGCCGACGGAUGCACUACCUUGCUUAGCAACCUGUGAGUCAAAUUACCCUGGGUUGUGUUCAGUAGGGCACACCGUAGCAAAGCAUUUUGAAACGGAAAAUGAAAAUUACUGUUUCUCAUUGAACAAGUCCAUGUUGUCGUUCCCUGAUUCAACCUGUUUACUUCCAUUUUGGGCCUAAUGGACAUGACCCUGGUAAUCCCAACGAGUUAAACAAAACUACCCCAAUGAACGUCCCUGGGAGUGAAAUGAACUAUCCAGGACACUAAAAUAUGUUGUCAAUGAAAGUAACUCUGUUUGUGUGUUAUUUCAGGAAAGGGGGGCCAGUCGACCCGUGUCUGAGGGUUCAGAUUAUCCCCUACCGUCUGCCUCGCACUGUGAAGAAAAUCCUCUCCAUUCUCCUCAAGCCUAUAGUGAGUGAAGGGAAGGUUAAAACAGUGACCUAGGAGCUGGAGAAACCAUUCCCCCCGCCCAAUGACUCCUUCACAGUUCUGCAUCAUUGUAAUUCCUAUGGAUGAGUGCAUCUUUCUACUGUAUAUUCAAUUGAUGAAACUGUAGCAUCAAUGCUUUUAUUGUAAUACUUGUUUUGAUUAUAUCCGCCAAAUUAUGUACACCUGCCCUCAGGAGUUAACAGGGGUAUAGGGGUGUGAAGAGUAGUUUGCAUUUGGUCUAAAGUGCUGGAGAAUGUGGUCGACUGGGAAUACUGGUUAUGUAAUUAUGUAGUAGUGAUGUAUUAUGAAGCUUCUGACACGUUUCCCUCCCUCAGUUUCCCCGCAUCGCUGCCGCUAUGGAGAGCCUGCGUGGAGUUGGGUGAGCUGCCUGAUCAGCCUUGUUCUCCAGUGUUUAUGAAAUGCAGAAGUAACCAUAAUGAAUUACUCCAUCACUUCCUUUUUCACCAGCUCUGUGCAAGACCUGUGGAGGCAGCAUGCGGAUGUGGAGGUAGGUAGACAUUUGGCCAACGUGGUUCACAUAUCAGUCUAGAGAUCAACCAAGUGACCGCCGCAUGCGUUAUAUUUUACAGCGAAGGCUGCAGCAGAAGCAAACUCUUUUGUAGGCGACUCUUUCGUACGUGUGCGCCCGUGUGUGCGGGAUUACCUGGCGAACGGCUGGCUCACAGAGGAACUCGUUAAGGCUUUCAUUGGCUGGGGAACGGCUGGCUCACAGAGGAACUCGUUAAGGCUUUCAUUGGCUGGGGAACGGCUGGCUCACAGAGGAACUCGUUAAGGCUUUCAUUGGCUGGGGAACGGCUGGCUUAUGUAGAAACUCGUGAAGAGUCUUAUUGUCUUAGAUUACAGAGGCCAUAUAAAAAAAAAAAUCACACCUUGAUGUCUCUUUGCCUAUAAACAAUUAUCUGAGUUGCAUGCGAUUGAACAAGUCACAGACAAUAUUUGUGUGUGUAUAUACAGUGCAUUCGGAAAGUAUUCAGACCCCUUGACAUUUUCCACAUUUGUUACGUGAUUUUUUUCCCUCAUCAAUCUACAAACAAUACCCCAUAAUGACAAAGCGAAAACGGGUUUAAUAAUUUUACUUAAGUAUUCAGACUCUUUGCUCUGAGACUCGAAAUUGCGCUCAGGUGCAUCCUGUUUCCGUUGAUCAUCCUUGAGAUGUUUCGACAACUUGAUUGGAGUCCACCUGUGGUAAAUUCAAUUAAUUGGAUAUGAUUUGGAAAGGCACACACCUGUCUAUAUAACGUCCCACAGUUGACAGUGCAUGUCAGAGCAAAAACCAAGCCAUUAGGUCAAAGGAAUUGUCCGUAGAGCUCCGAGACAGGAUUGUCGCGAGGCACAGAUCUGGGGAAGGGUACCAAAACAUUUCUGCAGCAUUGAAGGUCCCCAAGAACACAGUGGCCUCCAUCAUUCUUAAAUGAAAGAAGUUUGGAACCACCAAGACUCUUCCUAGAGCUGGCCGCCCGGCCAAACUGAGCAAUCGGGGGAGAAGGGCCUUGGUCAGGGAGGUGACCAAGAACCCGAUGGUCGCCCUGACAGAGCUCCAGAGUUCCUCUGUGGAGAUGGGAGAACCUUCCAGAAGGACAACUCUGCAGCACUCCACCAAUCAGGCCUUAAUGGUAGAGUGGCCAGACUGUAAAAGGCACAGCCCGCUUGGAGUUUGCCAAAAGGCAACUAAAGACUCUCAGACCAUGAGAAACAAGAUUCUCUGGUCUGAUGAAUCCAAGAUUGAACUCUUUGGCCUGAAUGCAAAGCAUCACGUCUGGAGGAAACCUGGCACCAUUCCUAUGGUGAAGCAUGGUGGUGGCAGCAUCAUGCUGUGGGGAUGUUUUUCAGCGGCAGGGACUGGGAGAAGAGUCAGGAUCGAGGGGAAAGAUGAACGCAGAAAAGUGCAGAGAGAUCCUUGAUAACCUGCUCCAGAGCGCUUAGGACCUCAGACUGGGGGCGAAGGUUCACCUUCCAACAGGACAACGACCCUAAGCACACAGCCAAGACAACGCCGGUGUGGCUUCGGGACAAGUCUCUGAAUGUCCUCGAGUGGCCCAGCCAGAGCCAGGACUUGAACCCGAUCGAACAUCUUUGUGGAGACCUGAAAAUAGCUGUGCAGCGACACUCCCCAUCCAACCUGACAGAGCUUGAGAAGAUCUGCAGAGAAGAAUGGGAGAAACUUCCCAAAUAUAGGUGUGCCAAGCUUGUAGCGUCAUACCCAAGAAGACUUGGGGCUGUAAUCUCUGCCAAAGGUGCUUCAACAAAGGACUGAGUAAAGGGUUGAAAUACUUAUGUAAAUGUAAUAUUUAAGUUUUGCUAAAUUUGCUAACAUUUCUAAAAACGUGUUUUUGCUUUGUCAUUAUGGGGUAUUGUGUGUAGAUUGAUGAGGGGAAUAAAAAUCAAUUUUAGAAUAAGGCUGUAACGUAACAAAAUGUGGAAAAAGUCAAGGUAUCUGAAUACUUUCCAAAUGCAUGCAUACAUGCGUACGUACAUACAUGCAUACAGUGGGGGAAAAAAGUAUUUAGUCAGCCACCAAUUGUGAGGCCUGUAAUUUUCAUCAUAGGUACACGUCAACUAUGACAGACAAAUUGAGGAGAAAAAAAACAGAAAAUCACAUUGUAGGAUUUGUAAUGAAUUUAUUUGCUAAUUAUGGUGGAAAAUAAGUAUUUGGUCACCUACAAACAAGCAAGAUUUCUGGCUCUCACAGACCUGUAACUUUUCUUUAAGAGGCUCCUCUGUCUUCCACUCGUUACCGGUAUUAAUGGCACCUGUUUGAACUUGUUAUCAGUAUAAAAGACACCUGUCCACAACCUCAAACAGUCACACUCCAAACUCCACUAUGGCCAAGACCAAAGAGCUGUCAAAGGACACCAGAAACAAAAUUGUAGACCUGCACCAGGCUGGGAAGACUGAAUCUGCAAUAGGUAAGCAGCUUGGUUCGAAGAAAUCAACUGUGGGAGCAAUUAUUAGGAAAUGGAAGACAUACAAGACCACUGAUAAUCUCCCUCGAUCUGGGGCUCCACGCAAGAUCUCACCCCGUGGGGUCAAAAUGAUCACAAGAACGGUGAGCAAAAAUCCCAGAACCACACGGGGGGACCUAGUGAAUGACCUGCAGAGAGCUGGGACCAAAGUAACAAAGCCUACCAUCAGUAACACACUACGCCGCCAGGGACUCAAAUCCUGCAGUGCCAGACGUGUCCCCCUGCUUAAGCCAGUACAUGUCCAGGCCCGUCUGAAGUUUGCUAGAGUGCAUUUGGAUGAUCCAGAAGAGGAUUGGGAGAAUGUCAUAUGGUCAGAUGAAACCAAAAUAUAACUUUUUGGUAAAAACUCAACUCGUCGUGUUUGGAGGACAAAGAAUGCUGAGUUGCAUCCAAAGAACACCAUACCUACUGUGAAGCAUGGGGGUAGAAACAUCAUGCUUUGGGGCUGUUUUUCUGCAAAGGGACCAGGACGACUGAUCCGUGUAAAGGAAAGAAUGAAUGGGGCCAUGUAUCGUGAGAUUUUGAGUGAAAACCUCCUUCCAUCAGCAAGGGCAUUGAAGAUGAAACAUGGCUGGGUCUUUCAGCAUGACAAUGAUCCCAAACACACUGCCCGGGCAACGAAGGAGUGGCUUCGUAAUAAGCAUUUCAAGGUCCUGGAGUGGCCUAGCCAGUCUCCAGAUCUCAACCCCAUAGAAAAUCUUUGGAGGAAGUUGAAAGUCUGUGUUGCCCAGCGACAGCCCCAAAACAUCACUGCUCUAGAUGAGAUCUGCAUGGAGGAAUGGGCCAAAAUACCAGCAACAGUGUGUGAAAACCUUGUGAAGACUUACAGAAAACGUUUGACCUGUGUCAUUGCCAACAAAGGGUAUAUAACAAAGUAUUGAGAAACUUUUGUUAUUGACCAAAUACUUAUUUUCCACCCUAAUUUGCAAAUAAAUUCAUUAAAAAUCCUACAAUGUGAUUUUCUGGAUAUUUUUCUCUCAAUUUGUCUCUCAUCGUUGACGUGUACUGUUGAUGAUCACAAGUUUACUGGAGAACGGAGACCAAGUAGAGACUUUCGGACAAGGUGGAUAAUUGUAUAAUAUGAGGCAGUUUAUUCAGAGGUAAAGAUAUCUGUAAAUAGCGUGCACGGACCCGUUCGUCAACCUCGUAGGGAGAUAUCUGAGAGCGAGCCCCUAAACAUUGUGUGCUGACAUUUUAUACAAUAAAAUAAAGUAGGUUGAUUCUAGUAGUUCUGAUCUUCUGAUUGGUCCUGAUGAGUUGGUCGAGGUCACCUCCAUUGCAUUGGCUCUGAGUCGGGUUCUCUGUCUUCAGAUGUUCAGCCUAAGAGAAGGGGGUUUUUGUGUGUGUGUGUGCUUAACAAUGAUGAUGUGUGUGUGUGUGUGUGGUGUUGUGUGUGUGUGUAUGUGUGUGUAUGUUUAACAAUGAUGAUGUGGUGUGGUAUGUGUGGUGUGUGUGUGUGGGGUGUGUGUGUGUAUGUCCUCAGAGCUAACUCUGUGAGUUGGAGAACUGAGAUACCCUAUGGCGUGGGUGUUUGUCCAUAGCACCUGCUUAUAAGGCCUGCCAAAUAGACUUCUUUGUGCGUGUAAUUAAAUACAGAGGCCCAACAACAAGUGGGUCAUGCACAAAAUUUUAGUCAACCAGCUAUAACAUUAUAUAUUUACACGACAGUGACCUAUGAUGAAAAUUACAGCCUCUCUCAUCUUUUUAAGUGGGAGAACAUGCACAUUGGUGGCUGACUAAAUACUUUUUUUCCCCCACUGCAAUACAAUACUACUUACUUUUGGUCAUGUAGUGUAGCAGUAAUUCAAUAACAAUCUAUACUUAUGUACUAAAACAUACAUACACUACAUGGCCGAAGGUAUGUGGACACACUUUCAAAUGAGUGGAUUCGGCUAUUUCAGCCAUACCCGUUGCUGACAGGUGGGUAGAAUCGAGCACACAGCCAUGCAAUCUCCAUAGACAAAUAUUGGCAUUCCGACGGACAAAUCUGUGUUUCGCGGAUGCAGGAGAACGUUAUCUGCCCGAAUGCAUAGUGCCAACUGUAAAGUUUGGUGGAGUAGGAAUAAUGGUCAGGGGCUGUUUUUAAAUGGUUCAGCUAGGCUCCUUAGUUCCAGUGAAGGGAAAUCUUAACGCUAUAGCAUACAAUGACAUUCUAGAUGAUUCUGUGCUUCCAAUUUUGUGGCAACUGUUUGGGAAAGGCCCUUUCCUGUUUCAGCAUGACAAGGCCCCCGUGCACAAAGCUAGGUCCAUACAGUUUGUUUGGUGAGAUCAGUGUGGAAGAACAUGACUGGCCUGCACAGAGCCCUGACCUCAACCCCAUCGAACGCCUUUGGGAUGAAUUGGAACACAGACUGCGAGCCAGGCCUAAUCGCUCAACAUCAUUGCCUGAUCUCACUAAUGCUCUUGUGGCUGAAUGGAAGCAAUUUCCCGCAACAAUGUUCCAACAUCUAGUGGAAAGCCUUCCCAGAAGAGUGGAGGCUGUUAUAGCAGCAAAGGGGGGACCAACUCCAUAUUAAUGCCCAUGAUUUUGGAAUGAGAUUUUCCAUUGGCAGAUGUCCACAUACUUUUGGCCAUGGUGUACGUACACUGAUCAAAAAAAUAAAAGAUAGCAUACAUUUUCCAUACGCACAGAAAAGCUUAUUUCUCUCAAAUUUUGUGCACAAAUUUGUUUACAUCCCAAUUAGUGAGCAUUUCUCUUUUGGCAAGAUAAUCCAUCCACCUGACAGGUGUGACAAAUCAAGAAGCUGAUUAAACCACAGGAUCAUUACACAGGUGCACCUUGUGCUGGAGACAAUUAAAGGCCACUCUAAAAUGUGCAGUUUUGUCACACAACACAAUGCCACAGAUGUCUCAUGUUUUGAGGGUGUGUGCAAAUGGCAUGCUGACUGCAGGAAUUUCCACCAGAGCUGUUGCCAGAUAAUUGAAUGUUAUUUCUCUACCAUAAGCCGCCUCCAACGUUGUUUUAGAGAAUUUAGCAGUAUGUCCAACCGGCCUCAUAACCGCAGACCACGUGUAUGGCGUUGUGUGGGCAAGCGGUUUGCUGAUGUCAACGUUGUGAACAGAGUGCUCCGUGGUGGCUGUAGGGUUAUGGUAUGGGCAGGCAUAAGCUACGGACAACGAACACAAUUGCAUUUUAUCAAUGGCAAUUUGAAUGCACAGAGAUACUGUGACGAGAUCCUGAGGCCCAUUGUCGUGCCAUUCGUCCGCCGCCAUCCCUCAUGUUUCAGCAUGAUAAUGCACGGCCCCAUGUCGCAAGGAUCUGUACACAAUUCCUGGAAGUUGAAAAUGUCCCAGUUCUUCCAUGGCCUGCAUAUUCACCAGACAUGUCACCCAUUGAGCAUGUUUGGUAUGCUCUGGAUCGACGUGUACAAAAGUGUGUUCCAGUUCAUGCCAAUAUCCAGCAUCUUCGCACAGCCAUUGAAGAGGAGUGGGACAACAUUCCACAGGCCACAAUCAACUGCCUGAUCAACUCAAUGCAAAGGAGAUGUGCCCUGCUGCAUGAGGCAAAUUGUUUUUUUCUGAUCCACGCCCCUACCUUUUUUUUUUUUUUUUUUUAAGGUAUCUGUGACCAACAGAUGCAUAUCUGUAUUCCCAGUCAUGUGAAAUCCAUAGAUUAGGGCCUAAUUUAUUUAUUUAAAUUGACUGAUUUCCUCAUAUGAACUGUAACUUAGUAAAAUCAAUGAAGUUGUUGCAUAUAUUUUUGUUCAGUAUAAUAAAUCUAGCUUUGGUGAGAAGGCUGUGGGCAUCAAUGUUCUGAGGGAAAUGUUGUUCUCCAUCUGUCCUAAGGACUACAUGCAUGAGGUGAUUGCAGAGUGGAGGAGGUGUGAGCUGGAUGUGCUGCUGUGUCCCAUGAUGGGUCCAGCCUACAACCACAACUACCCUGGCAAACUCACCAGUAUUGUACCCAUCUCUCCUCUCUCUGUGGCAAAUUAACACUUUAUGAAAUGGGGUUUAGGUUAGUCUUUAUAGCAUAGGGAAGUUAACUGUUUUUGCUUAGAGUUGAUUUUGUGUUGUUGUCCAAGGCCACUUGUAUAAUUUACUUAAGUCACACAAAGAUUUACUAAACCUUUGGGGGUUUAUGAGACUUUUCUUUAGACUUAGUCAUGCCCGAUUUUCCAAUGUGUAACGACAAGAUGGUGGUGUGAUUUUAAGUUGUUUCUCUCUCUCUCUUUCCAGGUGCAGUCUCCUACACCAUUCUCUACAAUCUCCUUAACUUUCCUGCUGGAGUGGUUCCUGUCUCCACGGUAACAGCAGAGGAUGAGGAAGAACUCCGGCACUACAAGGGCAACUAUGGGGACCUCUGGGACAAGCUCUACAAAAAGGUAGUCGGAGUCACAAACUCUUCCUCCUAAAACAUUUACAGUAUAUUUAGCCCUUUCCAAACAUAUUUCCAUCUUGACUUGAAGUGGCCAUUUUACCCAUUCUAUACAACCUGUAGCCUAAGCACAUGAUGCAAGACUAUAGUCUCAUAAUUAUUAAUUAAUGUACAUCUUCAUGUAGCUACUAACCUCAAUCUUAGGCUGCAGUGCCACAUGUAACCAGUAGAUGGAGGUCCUGGUUGCUGUGUUGCAGAGUUCAGAUCACUGGGCCCAUAUUCAAAAAGCGUCUUUGAGAAGGAUUGCUGCUAUAGGAUCAGUUUUGCAUUUUAGAUUGCUAGGGGUGGACUGUGGGGAACUGUCCCUAGAGCAGCACUCCUACUCAGAUUUAAAGGAUUUAUGAGUACGGGCUCUGAUCUGCACAUCAUUGGUUGGGACUUACGUAGGUGUGUGUGUCUCUACAGGCAGUGACUGGUGGAGAGGAGCUUCCUGUGGCCGUCCAGUGUGUCGCCCUGCCCUGGCAGGAUGAGCUCUGUCUGCGCUUCAUGAGAGAGGUGGAGAUACUGGUCAGACGAAGAGACGAAGAAAUGAGAGAGGGAUGAAGAGAGCGAUGGAGUGUACAGUACCAGUCAAAGAGUUUGGACAAACCUACUCAUUCGAGGGUUUUUCUUCAUUUUUACUAUUUUCUACAUUGUAGAAUAACAGUGAAGACAUUAAAAACUAUGAAAUAACACAUAUGGAAUCAUGUAGUAAUCAAAUAAAGUGUUAAAUAAAUCAAAAUAUAUUUUAUAUUUGAGAUUCUUCAAAGUAGCCACCCUUUGCCUUGAUGACAGCUUUGCACACUCUUGGCAUUCUCUCAACCAGCUUCAUGAGGUAGUCACCUGGAAUGCAUUUCAAUUAACAGGUGUGUCUUGUUAAUUUGUGGAAUUUCUUUCCUUAAUGCGUUCGAGCCAAUCAGUUGUGUUGUAACAAGGUAGGGGUGGUAUACAGAAGAUAGCCCUAUUUGGUAAAAGACCAAGUCCAUAUUAUGGCAAGAACAGCUCAAAUAAGCAAAGAGAAACGGCAGUCCAUCAUUACUUUAAGACAUGCAGGUUAGUCAAAACGGAACAUUUCAAGAACUUUGAAAGUUUCUUCAAAUGCAGUCGCAAAAACCAUCAAGCGCUAUGAUGAAAUUGGCUCUCAUGAGGACCGCCACAGGAAAGGAAGACCCAGUUACCUCUGCUGCAGAGGAUAAGUUCAUUAGAGUUACCAGCCUCAGAAAUUGCAGCCCAAAUAAAUGCUUCACAGAGUUCAAGUAACAGACACAUCUCAAAAUGAACUCUUCAAAGGAGACUGCGUAAAUCAGGCCUUCGUGGUCGAAUUGCUGCAAAGAAACCACUACUAAAGGACACCAAUAAGAAGAAGAGACUUGCUUGGGCCAAGAGACAUGAGCAAUGGACAUUAGACCGGUGAAGAUAUGUAAUUUGGUCUGAUGAGUCCAAAUUUGCGAUUUUUGGUUCCAACCGCUGUGUCUUUGUGAGACACAGAGUAGGUGAAUGGAUGAUCUCCGCAUGUGUGGUUCCCACCGUGAAGCAUGGAGGUGUGAUGGUUGGGGGUGCUUUGCUGGUGACACUGUCUGUGAUUUAUUUAGAAUUCAAGGCACACUUAACCAGCAUGGCUACCACAGCAUUCUGCAGCGAUACGCCAUCCCAUCUGGUUUGCGCUUAGUGGGACUAAUUUGUUUUUCAACAGGACAAUGACCCAACACACCUCCAGGCUGUGUAAGGGCUAUUUGACCAAUAAGGAGAGUGAUGGAGUACUGCAUCAGAUGACCUGCCCUCCACAUUCCUCUCUCCUUAUUUGGCCUCCUUGUCUCGCCUUUCUCCUCCUUGUCCCUCCUUUCUCCUCCUUGUCCCUCCAAUUAAAUAUCGGAAAUACUUUAUCCGCAUUGUAAAGCCGAGUAUACUCAUGGUCCCUAAUCUAUAAUCCUGGUAUCUCCCUCCGUGUCCCUUCUUCCUCCCGACUCCUCACCUCUCCUCUCUACUCCUUUGUCACAUUUCAUAUUACUCCUUGUCUCUCAUCUAUCCGCCUUGUCUAUACUCAUGUCCUCUUGUCCUCUCCUCUCUCCUCCUCUCCUCUUGUCUCUCCUCUUGUCACUGUCUCCUUGUCUCUACUCUCUCUCCUUGUCCCUCCUCUCUCCUCCUUGUUCUCCUCUCUCCUCCUUGUCUCUCCUCUCUCCUCCUUGUCUCUCUCUUGUCUCUCUCCUCCUGUCUCUCCUCUUGUCUCUCCUCCCUGUCUCCUCCUUGUCUCUCCUCCUUGUCUCUCCUCUGUCUCAUCUUCUCCUUGUCCUCUCUCUCCUCUCCUCUCUUCUCUCUCCUCUUGUCCUCUGUCCUCCUCUCUCCUCCUUGUCUCUUCUCUCUCCUCCUUGUCUCUUCUCUCUCCUUCUUUGCGCUCCUCUCUCCAUCUUGGUGCCACAGAUAAUUGUCCCUCUGUGUCUGUGAGUGAUUACUGCUUUGCCUCAAUAACAGGACAUAUCUUUUAGAGCAGGGAUAGGGGGGGGGGAUCUAAUGACUUAGCUGUUCCAUUGGCAGGGCCAGAGCGCCAUGACUGCUGCGGAUUGUCAUUACACCCAAGUAUUGUAAAUAUGUUUUAAUUUUUUUACAUAAAUGUACAUGUUUUAAACUCCUAGGAUGGGGGACCAUUGGGACAAUGUAUUUUGUUUUUGACCACCGCAACCAACUCCUAUUCUUUUUACUAUAUGAAAUAGUAUAUGAUAGACUGAGGUAGACACAUUAGGCAAGCAAGGAGAGAGUAGAUUGAGAGUAUUAGUGUUAUCUGGUACAUAGAGAGUGAUGUGUGUGUGUGUGUGUGCUUCUGGCUGUGUCUCAUUCAAGAAGCAUUAAGCAGAGAAGGGGGGGGGGGGGUGGCCUCAGGUCUCUUCAGAACUUGACAUGGUUCGCAAAUCCCUCCAGUAACAGUGACACACUCACUCUCUCACUAUCUCUCUCGCUCUCUCACAGCAUUCAAAUGGUUCUACUUAAAUGCUUGAUUUCAAACUGUAAUCAGGAUGAUGUCAUUGUUUAAUAAUGUUAGCUGAUUGUAGUUAGUGACUUGUAAUGUGUGUUUUAAUAUAGUUCCUGGAGUGGUCCCCUACUAUCAUGCUCAGAGAGGUCAAAAGUACACCACAUAAGGCUGUUUUUCCCCAUUCUGCUAAUAACAACCCCGUACUGAUGAUCAACUUCUGGUCCUGCUUGGACUAAAACCUUUACGGCAUUUACUCAGACUGAAUACUGAGGUACGUUGUCCAGCUCAGGAGGACUGACACUAAGGCUGUCCUGAUAUGGACACCGUACUACUGAGCAGUUUUCUAACAGAGUUAGAGAAAAGUUAGAGCUCAACACUCGACUGCAUCUUUACCUGGCUCAAGACCAAGAAAACUGAACAUAACAGACCAGCUAGCAGGGAACCUAUACCAGUGUCUCCAGCAGGCUCCUCCUCAUGUCAUGGCUCAUUGGUUAGAGGUCCAAACACCUCAUUUACAGAAACCUCAGGCUAUGAGAUCAGGUACUUAAAAAGCCAUACCAACCCAUUCACACCCCGCUCGGGUGCAAACAAAUAAAAACACGAUAUCACCCCAACUAAACUAGGAUGAUUCUGUCUUAAUGUGCCAUUUCAGGGACCAAGGAGCCCCGCGGUCGUUCUAGUGCUGUAGACUCGCAGGUAAUGUCUGUCGCAGCACGACUCCUGGCUCCUAGAUGUUCAAAGUGCUGAGUUCUGCCUCUGAGACCUGAAAGACACUUCCAAAGGGACAUCAGACUGAGAUUGGCAGCUUUUAGGACUUUGGUCCAUUUCAACCACCAUUACUCCCCAAUCGGAAGAGGCAGCAUGUGGAGGGAGGAGAGGAAUGGGGGAGAUUACCAGACAGCUGACACAGGUGUACAUGGAAUAGCACAAGGGAGCUUUUUUCAAUGCACCAGCCCAGGUACCGUGCUUCUUCUUGCAUAGGGGCAGGGAUCUCUCGAAAGUAUAUGCCCAACAAUUUCUCUGUGACGGGAUUAGCCGAGAGCUCUGAAUGAUUUCCUACGAUUCUGUGACUCAACAAUUCCGUGAUCCUGGUUCUAGCGGUUUUAAGAGCCGCUAUUCCAACGUUGAAAAGCUUCCCCUCUGGACAAGGGACAUUCUGGGCUUUUUUUCUUUGAAGAUGGUUCCGCAUCCCUUUUUCUGCUGCUUUCAGGUGUUCCUCUCAUCCUCCCCUCCCUCUUUCCAUCCCUCUUCUCACUACCUCACCAUCUCUUCCCCCUCUUGCGCAAUCUGCUAG